Molecule: messenger RNA, 965 nt
Organism: Astrephomene gubernaculifera
Lineage: Eukaryota; Viridiplantae; Chlorophyta; Chlorophyceae; Chlamydomonadales; Astrephomenaceae
Source: the annotation of a GenBank genome assembly
GCGUGCGCUUUGCCUAGGCUUGGUAACGGCCAAAGUAUGCUUGCUGUAUAGCUAGCUUGACAAUUACUUUCACCGAAAGGGACACCGGGACAUUUGCUGCUUAUGACUCUCGCAAAACGUCAGUGCUUACUGGAAAGAUGACUUGGGCCGAUUAACCUUACUGUAAGGGCCGAAGUUCCUCCUAAGCGAUGCGGCAAGACGCAUGCAGCCAUGGGCCAAAUUUCGCAGCCCAACGCCCUGGCCUGGCGUCCAAGCCUGGCCAUAGAACGCUGGAGCAAAUACACGAGAUUGCAAACUUUCUACUGCAGCAGGCCUUCUUUGCGGGGUUCGAACGCGACCAGCUAUUAGCAAUCGCAUAUUUCGUAGUCUCCAAGCACGCAGAACCCGGCGAAUGCGUGCUCAGCAAGGACCAGCCCCUGGAGCAGUGGUGCCUCCUACUCGAGGGCGGCGUCGCCGUCACGCGCUACUCCGCCCGCCGCGGCUGCGAGCAGACCACCAGCGGCCUCACCGCUGACGGCAGCUGGAGCGAGGUGGCGCUGCUUCACUCCAGCCACCCGCGCCGCAGCUGCAUCACGGUGGUGGGCGGGCCGCAGGGCUGCGUGACGCUGCAGCUGCGGCACUCGGACUUCAAUGCGCUCACCGACCCGCGGCACAACUUGACGCUGGUGCCGCCGGAGGGAACGUACCCACUGGUGCAGCCAGAGCUGCCCAUGCAUCAGCGCCGCGCCGCCGCCCACGCGCUGCUGUGCUGCUGCAUCCGCCGGCUGGCCUCAGCACGCGCCCCUGCCGUACGCACCCCAGAGGAGGCCGCCGAGCUGGAGCCCUUCCUGCUGGCGCUCCCUGCCUACGCCACCUACCCCGCUGAGCUGGCGUCCUGUCUGGCGGCGAGCUGCCGUACACUCAGGCUGCCGCCGGGGGGUCUUGUGUACGAGAAUGGCACGCUGGCGGAUGCAGCCGUGACGGUC